CCAAAGCAUCACCAGUUCUUGUGACACCCAUAACCAUAAUCUGGCUGCAAUGGCGGUCCAAAUCCCGGCUAUUAGGGACGGUAGCGGUAGGAGAAGAUAACAAGGGAAUGGACUAUGGAGGAUAGCGGGGAAGGCGGCAAGUAGGACAAGCAGGAUACCGGGGCUUGGCGCUCUAGGGCGGUGGUUAUUCUAGUUCAAAAUAUAGCGCCAACCAUCAUCAUCACCAUCAUCUUACUGGAUGUCUGGAUUAGCUUUCCGACGACGCGCGUACAGUCACCAGGCAUGAAGAUCACCGUGCACUCGUCCAAGGCCGUCAGGCCCGACUACGGCGCCGGCCGCGCCCCGUUCGCGGCGGCGGGCGCCGUCCCGCUCACGGUGUUCGACAGGGCCAGCUUCGACCAGUACAUCUCCGGCAUAAGCUUCUUCCGCCCGCCGGCCCCGCCCACCGCCGUUCUCGAGGCGGGGCUGGCCAGGGCGCUCGCCGAGUACCGCGAGUGGGCCGGCCGGCUCGGCGCCGACGCCCGGGGCGGCCGCGCGAUCCUGCUCGACGACGCGGGCGCGCGGUUCGUCGAGGCGACGGCCGACGUCGCGCUCACCAGCGUCAUGCCGGCGCUGGCGGAGCCGGCGCCCGCGGCGGCGGGGCUGCACCCGAGCGCCCCCGGCGCCGGCGGGGAGCUGCUGAUGGUCCAGGUCACGCGGUUCGCGUGCGGCUCGAUCGCCGUCGGCCACACCAUGAGCCACGUCGUGGCCGACGGGCGGGCCGCCUGCAACUUCCUGCUCGCGUGGGGCCAGGCCACCCGCGGGGUCCCCGUCGACCCGGUUCCGGCGCACGACCGGGCGUCGCUCUUCGUGCCCCGGGACCCGCCGCGGUUUGAGUUCGAGCACCGCGGCGUCGAGUUCGGGCCGCCUCACCCUCGCCCUCACGGCGGGGAGGCGCGCGACGCCGGCGACGCGGUGGUCGUGCACCGGGCGCACUUCAGCCGGGAGCUGGUCUUCGAGCUCAGGUCGCGGGCGUCGGCGCGGGCGCCGCGGCCCUACGGCACGGCGCUGUGCCUGGUGGCGCACCUGUGGCGGUGCAUCACGAGGGCGCGCGGGCUCGACGGGGGCGCGGUCACCGCGCUGCGCGUCGCCGUGGACGGGCGGGCGCGGAUGACCGGCCCCCCGCGUGGGGUGCCCGAGGGGUACACGGGCAACGCCGUGCUCUGGGCGCGGCCGGCCGCCGCCGCGCGGGAGCUGGUGGACGGGCCGCUGUGGCACGCCGCGGAGCUCGUGGCCCGGGCGGUGGCCCGCGUCGACGACGCCUACUUCCGGUCGUUCGUCGACUUCGCGUGCUCCGGGGCGGCGGAGCGGGAGGGGCUGGUCCCGACGGCCGACGCGGCGGAGAAGGUGCUCAGCCCGGACGUCGAGGUGGACAGCCUGCUGCACGCCGCGUUCUGCGACCUGGACUUCGGCGGCGGUCGGCCCUUCUUCUUCAUGCCCGGCUACCUGCCGGACGAGGGCUCCGUCUUCCUCGUGCGGUCCUUCUCCGGUGACGGGGGCGUCAGCGCCUACGUGCCCCUCUUCAGCCGCGCCAUGGAAAGCUUCAAGAGAUGCUGCUACUCGCUGGGAUCGGUGGACGCACGUCUUUAGAAUUUAGACCCCUGUCUGCUCUUUUGCUGGUGCUUGUUGUAAUCCGAUCUCCGCCGUCUUGAACUGAUUCAAAACCUUUGCAAAUCGAAUGAUGCUAAGAGGUCUCGCAUAUUUCAUGCA
Panicum hallii is the source of this 1749-nucleotide messenger RNA. RefSeq names its product agmatine coumaroyltransferase-2-like. The record is from RefSeq and is a predicted model, not a curated record. The coding region runs from base 283 to 1629 and encodes 448 amino acids. NCBI's taxonomy places the organism in Eukaryota, Viridiplantae, Streptophyta, Magnoliopsida, Poales, Poaceae. Gene Ontology annotation, molecular function: acyltransferase activity, transferring groups other than amino-acyl groups. The transcript has a single exon.